This is a messenger RNA of Dermatophagoides pteronyssinus (European house dust mite), 1890 nucleotides long. RefSeq names its product carboxypeptidase D-like. Lineage: Eukaryota; Metazoa; Arthropoda; Arachnida; Sarcoptiformes; Pyroglyphidae. Gene Ontology annotation, molecular function: zinc ion binding; metallocarboxypeptidase activity. Gene Ontology annotation, biological process: protein processing; peptide metabolic process. The record is from RefSeq and is a predicted model, not a curated record.
AUUCAUCAUGUUUUCAAUUCAUAAAAAAUUCAAAACAACAACAACAACAACAAAAAUCAAUUUGUUGAUUAUCGUUAUAUUGUUAUUUCAAAUAUCGAUAUCAUCGCAAUCAUCACAAUCGAUUGUUUCAACAUUUUCAUUACAAAAUCAUUCGAAAACAUUGAAUGAUUUAAAUUAUUAUCCAAAUGAUAAUGUUGAUAAACAACCAACAUUAUAUCCAUUACGAAGUUUUUCCAUUUCAUUAUCAUCAUAUUUACCACCUGAUUCUAAUUCAUCAUCAUCAACGAAAUUUAACAAUCAAUCAUCAUCAUUUUCGGCAGCAUUGAAAUCAUCACCUUCCGUUGUUAAAUCAUUGAGUAAAAAGCAAAAAAAUCGUACAUCAACAACAACCACUGGAAAUAGUAAUAAAAUUACCGUCCGUUUUAAUAAAUAUCAUAAUUAUAAUGAUAUGACAAGAUUAUUGAAAAAUGUAGCUAAAAAACAUACAAAUCUAACACGUUUAUAUUCGAUUGGUAAAUCAUUACAAGGACGUGAAUUAUGGGUUAUGCAUCUUACUGACGAUUCAAUUGAUGAUACAACGAUCAAUAAUCAAUCCAUUCAAUUAAAACCAAAUGUAAAAUAUAUUGCAAAUAUGCAUGGUAAUGAAGCUGUUGGUCGUGAAAUGCUUCUACAUUUAAUUGCAUAUCUGGUCAAUUUUUCUAAUCGUAGUGCAAAUGUUAAAAAAUUAUUAAAACAUACAAAUAUUCAUAUAAUGCCAUCAAUGAAUCCGGAUGGAUUUGAAAAAUCUAUUGAAGGUCGUUGUGAAGGACCAGGUAGACAAAAUUCAAAUGGUAUUGAUUUGAAUCGUAAUUUUCCUGAUCGUUUAUUUAAUCGUACUGAAAUUGAACAACCUGAAACUGAAGCUAUUCGUAAAUGGCUGAAUCAAAUACAAUUUGUUCUUUCGGCAAAUAUACAUGGUGGUGCAUUAGUUGUUAAUUAUCCAUUUGAUGGUAGUGCUAUUAUUGAUUCAGAACAUUUGGAAAAAACACCCGAUCAUGAUGUUUUUUUACAUUUAGCCAAAACAUAUGCACAACGUCAUCGUAAACUUAAAUCACAAAUUAAAUGUCGAAAAGAUGAUAAUUUUAUUGAUGGUAUUACAAAUGGUAAUGCAUGGUAUCCGGUACAAGGAAGCAUGCAAGAUUAUAAUUACAUUUAUGCUGGAUGUAUGGAAUUAACACUUGAAAUAUCAUGCUGUAAAUAUCCAAAUGCAACAAAUUUAUUAACACAUUGGAAUGAAAACAAAAUACCAAUGUUGUCAUUAUUGAAUGAAGCAAAUAAAGGUGUCAAAGGUUUUGUUAAGGAUUAUCAAACAGAAAUGCCAAUCGCUAAAGCUAAUAUAACAAUAUUGGGUCGUAAUGUUCAAUUUCAAAGUGAUAAUCAAGGUCGAUUUUGGCGUCUAUUAUUACCCGGUGAUUAUGUUUUAAUUGUAAAACAAAAUGGUUAUUCACGAUUACAAAAACAAUUUACAGUUAUGGCAAAUAAAAUUACUGUAAUGGAAUUAUAUUUAACACCAAUAAGAAAACAGAAUGGUAAACAGCUUAAUACAUUAACAUCAUCAUUAUCAAAUAUAAACAAUAAUCAUCAUUAUCGAUGGAAAAAACUUGAUGAUCAAACUUUGUUCAUGAAUAAAUCAUCAUCGCCAACAUCACCAACAUUUGGAAUGAGAAAAAUGUUUCUAAUCAAUAAUCGUGUACCAACAAAUCGAUUUUCACCAAUGUUAAAUUUUUCAACAAAAAUCUAUAUGUCCAUUAUUUUGAUUAAUAUUUUGUUGCACACCAUUAUUGAAUCGAUAAGAUUUUUAUCAAUUUAAUUGGGAAAAAAGAUAACAGACAAAAUUCUCAAUCAAUUAAA